This is a messenger RNA of Vigna radiata var. radiata (mung bean), 2451 nucleotides long. RefSeq lists its product as uncharacterized. The transcript is spliced from 4 exons. The record is from RefSeq and is a predicted model, not a curated record. Lineage: Eukaryota; Viridiplantae; Streptophyta; Magnoliopsida; Fabales; Fabaceae. The coding region runs from base 332 to 1927 and encodes 531 amino acids.
GCUUGCACACAGAAAGGGGUUUGGGAAAGAUAAAGAAGCAGCAACUUAUGAAAAAGCAAGUUUCUGGUCAGACCCAAACAUUUCCCAACCCAUCCUUAGUGACAAAGUAACAUAUUUUCAAUAUUUUGUAAAUGAUUAUUAGAACUUGGUCGUUUUCUUUUGUUCCAACUUUUCCCCAACCUUUUUGGUUUGGUUUUUGUAUCUUGGAACACCUUUCCCGGUCUAAGCUCUGGUUCUUUCCCAUGUCCUUUUGUUUUUAAAAGCAACCACUCCUCUCAAUAUUCCAACACACGCUCAUUCUACAUUGCUUAACCACAAUAUCUCUUUCAUAAUGGCCAAAGAACCUUCUCUGUGCCUCUUCUUCCUCUCUUUUCUCAUUCUCCUUUCUUCCGGAACUGCAUCUUCACCCUCUGUUGCUGCCUCAUUCCUCCACCCAACCAAGAUCUUCAAAUCUCAGAUUCGGUUUUCUGUUUCUGAUUACAACAUUUUGACCACUCUCACAGGCACCAACCUGUCAGUUGAUUUCUUCUUAAACGAAAAUUUUGUUUCUUCAAAAUCAUCUCCAGUUGCAUGGAUGAAAGUUCAUCUUUUGAAUAUUCUUCCCCAAGUGGACAUCCGCACCGUCAUUGUUAGAUGUGGCAGUGUGUGCUUAGGCCGAGAUCAGAUGCCUUUGCUCAUACCUGUUAUGGAAUCAAUUCAUUCGUUUCUCAGCAAUCUUCAACUGGGGAGGGAAGUAAAAGUCUCCGUGGCAUUUCCGCUUUCGUUCCUAGAGAAUUUGAAUGCAUCAUAUGAAAAUGAUCUUCUUAAGAUUGUUGCGUUUGUAAAGAAAAUAGAUUCGUUUAUCAUGCUAGAAGACGCCAAUGAUGGGGAAUUGGGAACUGUUCGAUCUGUUAUUGAAAGAACCAUACUUACUUCUAUUCUUCCUUGCAAAGAUGUCCCUGUGGUUUUCACAAUCAAGAGCCGUGAUAUUCGCAGUUCAAUGGAAUUAACUCAGUUUAGAGGGGCAGUAUCCAAAUAUCUUGGAGCAGGAUCUCAUUUUACCAAUGCGUUGUGUGCAGAAGUACAGACAACCAAAGGUUUUGUACUGGAAGAUCUCAAAAGAGAAGAGGGAGAAGGGGUAAUUCCUCUGAUCCUGAGAGAAAAGCCAAGCAAAGUCCACAUCAGAAGAAUUCUUCAAGUCACAAACAACUCACCUACCACAGUUUCCUCCACAAAUCCAACCCCACCUGCACCAGUCAUCUCUCCUCCAGAUACACCAACCAUCAUCACUGUUCCUUCCACCAAUCCUGUCACAGUUUCCCCCACUAAUCCAGGGGCAACACCUGUGACAGUUCCUUCUACUACACCAGCUUCUCCCUUAGCACCCACAAAUCCAGCUAAUCCAGGGCCUCAAUCAGUUACCAACCCUGCUACCUCAUAUCCACCCCCAUCAGGAAAUGGUCCUGUCACAAAUGCCCUUCCUCCUCCUCCAAACACAAAUGCUCAAGCCACGCCUGGGGGCCAGAGUUGGUGUGUGGCAAAGACUGGAGUUUCAGAAGCUACUCUUCAAACGGCAUUGGACUAUGCUUGUGGAAUGCCAAGUGUAGAUUGUUCACAAAUACAGCAAGGUGGGAGUUGUUACAAUCCAAAUUCACUUCAAAACCAUGCUUCUUUUGCCUUCAAUAGCUACUACCAGAAGAAUCCUGCGUCAACAAGCUGUGACUUUGGAGGCGCUGCAACCAUAGUUAACACCAAUCCAAGUUCGGGUUCUUGCAUUUACCCAUCUUCUUCAGGGGCAGGCACAUCCGGCUCUAGUGGCUCACCUUCAGUUUUAGGAUCCCAAAGCCCUCCUGAUUUAAAUACCUCAAAUCCAGCUGGUCUGAGGCCUUCUAUUAACUUUAUGGUCCUGGUGGUAUUAUCCUUAGUCAGCAUAAGACUCACUAUAUGAGUUUUCCUCAAUACACGUAGUGUUGGAGUUACAAUCAGUGUACAGCGCAAACAGCAGUAUGACAGUAGAAUGAAUAGAAGAAUAGAGACUACAUGAGGAUGACAGGUUGUGGUCUGGUUCAGGUACAAGAGUAGUGCGUAAUUUAGUAUGCAUUGGUCAGAGUUUGUGUUGGAAAUUCGUUUGCAUAUAAAUGAGGGUUUGUUACUAUUUUUCAAAAUGAUUCACGUGAAUAUGUCGAGUUAGAAUCCAGGUUAUUGAACUCAUGGAACAAUGUCACGCUAUGGAAGAGUCAAUUAUGAGAGCUUGUGGUGAUGUAGAAGAUUAAUAAAGAGGUGUUACGUUUCAUGGCAAUCAUUUCUGUAAAGCAGAGCAGCAAUUAUGAUACUGGUAGAUUGUGAAGGUUUUUUUUGGGAAACCACUCUAAGGGGCACUGUAGAUGAUCGUAGUGGACUUCUCAUGAUUAUAUGCUGUAGAGCAUGCAUGCUUUGCUGGUUUUGAAUCAUCAUAAGCAAUAUUUGUCCAUA